Messenger RNA from Saxophila tyrrhenica, 729 nucleotides. RefSeq names its product exosome non-catalytic core subunit rrp46 (gene RRP46). NCBI's taxonomy places the organism in Eukaryota, Fungi, Ascomycota, Dothideomycetes, Mycosphaerellales, Extremaceae. The coding region runs from base 1 to 729 and encodes 242 amino acids. The record is from RefSeq and is a predicted model, not a curated record. The transcript has a single exon. Gene Ontology annotation, cellular component: nuclear exosome (RNase complex); cytoplasmic exosome (RNase complex); nucleolus. Gene Ontology annotation, biological process: poly(A)-dependent snoRNA 3'-end processing; rRNA catabolic process; nuclear mRNA surveillance.
AUGCCGCCCACUCUAACCCUCCACCCCCUUCACCGCGCCGACGGCUCCGCCACCCACACCACCCCCCUCUUCACCAUCCUCGCCGCCGCCAACGGCCCCCUCGAAGUCUCCCGCCGCGACGAGCUCCCCGAAGAAGCCGCGAUCGAAGUCAACGUGCGCCCCUGCUCCGGCGUGGGCGGGCCUAGAGAAAGAUGGAUGGAAGGUGUCAUUACGUCUUUGCUGAAGAGUCUGGUGCUGGUGAACAUGUAUCCAAGGACGCUGGUGCAGGUUACGCUGCAGGUUACCAAGGAACCUGGUAUGGGGGGGUUGAAGAGGGCAGUGAAGGAUGUGGCGCUUUUGGCGGGGUUGGGGAAUGCGGCGUUUGCUGCGCUUGUGGAUGCCGGGGUAGCGCUGGGAGGGACGAUGGUGGUGGGGUUGGGGGUGGCGAGGGAGGGGGAGGUUGUGGUGGAGCCGGGGGAGAAAGAGUUGCUGGGGUGUGGUAGUGUGCAUGCGGUUGCGUGGGGAAUGAGGGGGGAGAUGUUGAUGGCGGAGAGUGCGGGGAGGUUUGGGGUGGAGGAGUGGGAGGGGGUGGCGGGGAGGUUGAGGGGGGAUGCUAUGGGUGCUAUAAAGAACGAUGAGGAGGAUGGGGAUGAUGUUAUGGAUGGAGAGGUGGGGCAGAAGGAGCCUUGGUUAAGGCAGGCUUUGGGGGAGAGUGUGAGGGAUGCUGGGGCGUGGCGCGAGACAGGGUGA